Molecule: messenger RNA, 842 nt
Organism: Mercenaria mercenaria
Lineage: Eukaryota; Metazoa; Mollusca; Bivalvia; Venerida; Veneridae
Exons: 6
Coding region: 1-741 (246 amino acids)
Molecular function (GO): zinc ion binding; metalloendopeptidase activity
Source: RefSeq, a predicted model, not a curated record
AUGGCUUUUAUCGAGGACAAAGGAACACUAUACAGUGACAUCACGGACUGGCCAAAGUCACUUGCGAGCGGUUGCAAGAACCAUAACUGCGAAGAUCACCAGCAGUGUUUUCCAUUCGGAAAUGACGCGUUCAAAUGCAUCGAUAUCUAUUGCGAGGAACCAUCAAAGGUGACGAACGCCGUUGUAGAGCCGGGUAGUCGUCUGGCAGGAUCCAUUAGAACGUACACGUUUACAUGUCUUGAAAACCAGUAUGCCGUUGGCAAGACAAGCAUCAAAUGCCGCCACAACGAAUCAUGGACUGCUUUGGAAGCUAGAUGCAAAAGACUACCAACAUGCGCAGACUUGAACGAGUGUGACCCGGCCUUUACAGACGGAGAGUACUGGCUCUUCCCGCUAGCCUUUGGCGACGAGAAAUUGAAAGUGUAUUGCCACGGCAUGGACGGUGAUUUCCCUGAAGAUUUUAUAACAUUGAACGCUGGAAAUAACUUUGCAUACGAUUCCGGCUCCAUUGAAGGUGGUAUCAGAUCAACCCAAACUUACAACAAAAUCAGACUGGAUCUUCAGACGAUGAUAAUUGACACUACACGAUCUGAUUUCACUGUAAGCAACCCUGUUGGAAGUUUCGUAAAGUACGGACAGGGAGCCGGUUGUAUGGGUGCAGUUGCAGACGGACAUUUUCAGAUAGACAGUAGAGGAACAGGGCUAAAGUUUGGUUCGACCGUGAGUAGCUCAAGGUUAUAGCCAAAUUUUCCUUUCCGAAACGGUACCAUUCAACCCAGAAAUUAAAGAAAGAACUUUUGCUAGAUUGAUUAGUGAUGAUAUAUUAUAUGUUAUAUAAAGUG